Momordica charantia (bitter melon) is the source of this 1061-nucleotide messenger RNA. Its product is annotated as WAT1-related protein At3g30340. Gene Ontology annotation, molecular function: transmembrane transporter activity. Lineage: Eukaryota; Viridiplantae; Streptophyta; Magnoliopsida; Cucurbitales; Cucurbitaceae. The record is from RefSeq and is a predicted model, not a curated record. Gene Ontology annotation, cellular component: membrane.
AGGACGUGGAGAGUUUGAAGCCGUUGAUCGCGAUGGUUGGUGUAGAUUUUGGUUAUGCCAUAGUGAAUAUUCUGAUGGAGGCAGCUCUUAGCGAUGGAAUGAACCACUUGACUCUCAUCACAUAUCGGCUCGGUAUUGCAUCCAUUUCCUUGGGUCCCAUCGCCUACUUUUACGAAAGAGAUGGGCGAGACAAACUCUCAUUCCGCAUCCUCUCGUAUUUGUUCUUAAGCGCCAUUGUAGGGGCUUCGGUCACUCAAUACUGUUUGCUUCUGGGCAUUGAACACACCUCUGCCACUUUCGCCUGCGCAUUCCUCAACCUAAUUCCUGUCGCCACUUUUCUCAUGGCUCUUCUACUUAGGUUGGAGACGGUGAAGUUGAAAUCCAGCAGUGGACAAGCCAAGAUGCUAGGAACGGUGGUUUGCAUCUCCGGCGCCGUGUUGUUGAUCACGUACAAAGGGCCAGCUCUGGCCAACCGUUCAUACGCCGCCGCCGCCGCCACCGCCGUGAAGAAGACGAAUUGGACGUUGGGGUGCAUAGCUCUGGUGGUCGGAACUCUACUGUGGUCAUCAUGGUUUCUCCUGCAGACCAACAUCGGGAAGAGAUAUCCGUACGAGUACUCCAGCACUGCCAUCAUGUCCUUCUUCGGUGCCGCCCAAGCCGCCGUCUUCAACCUCUGCACACGCACCACUCUUUCCUCCUGGGGCCUACAUGGCAAGAUUCAGAUCAUCACUGUCGUAUACUCUGGGAUGAUCGGAUCCGGGCUGUGCGUGGUGGGAACGUCAUGGUGCGUUAAAAAAAGAGGUCCAGUUUUCACUGCAGCCUUCAGCCCACUGGUUCAGAUAAUUGCUGCCGUCUUCGACAUUCCCGUCCUCCACGAUCCACUCUACCUUGGAAACUUGUUGGGGUCGCUAAUUGUAAUAAUUGGACUCUACGUUUUGCUGUGGGGGAAGAGCAAGGAAGUGGAGGGCUCUGUUUCAAAGGUGGUGGCCAUGGAACAAAUUACAACUACAACUGCUCAAGAUUAUCCCAUCAAAGAAUUAAACCAUCAUGAUAAUCCAUAG